AUGGCUUCGAAAAUAACAGCAUCAAUCUCUAUCCCUAGAACUAUGCGUGCUUGGGUACAUCACCGGACUGGUUCGCCUUCCAAAGUCCUGUCAUUAAAGGAAGACAUUUCUAUACCCACACUUCCAACCGAUACAUCCGUCCUAGUACGAGUCUCCCAUGUUGCAUUCCACCCUGGGAUCAUCAUCCUGAUGCAUUUUGUCCCCUCAUGGCUGCGUCGAAUGCCCGCCGUACCCGAAACAGACUUCUCCGGCGUCAUUGUCAGCUGUGGGAAAAAUGUUCCUGUUUCCAAUGGACCUCGAGACUUUAAACCAGGGACACCGGUUUUCGGCUCUUUACCUGUGAAGCCGCAUCUUGGUACUGGCCAGGGUGCCUUGGGCGAAUAUAUCGCCAUCGAAGCGGCCGCUAUUGCCAGAAAGCCUACCAAUGUAUCAUUCGCAGAAGCCUCAGGCUUAGGAGUUUCCGCACACACGGCUUUAGUCCUGGUUGAAGCAGCAGAGGUGUCCAAGGACGCCAAAAUUCUCAUCAACUCCCCCUGCGGCGGUGUCGGGCAUUUUGCAACUCAGCUACUCCGUCACCGCAACCCUACGGCGCGAAUCACAGGAAUCUGCUCCGGUCAUAACCAUGCACUUGCCCUUCAGCUUGGUUGUACCGACACCAUCGACCACACCUCUUUCCCCAACGCCGAGGGCCAAACAUUAGUCCAAUAUCUCGCUGCAAAGCACGGUAGCGACGAAGAGAAGUUUGACAUUAUAUUCGACGCCUACGGAAGUCAGGAUCUCUGGAUAUGCUCUGCUAAAUACCUCAAGCCAGGCAAAGAUCAUCCUUAUGUCACAGUCGGUCCCAAGAUGGGUGUCUCCAUCACGGAAGUUCCUGGGUUUCUCUGGAAGAUGAUCAUGAACUCAACAUUGCCAACCUGGCUAGGGGGAGUGCCUAGACCGUAUAAGCAGAUAUCUGCAUUCACCAGUACGGAGGCCAUCGAGAGAUGCAAGGAGUUGGCCCAAGCAGGUGAGUUCAACACACAUUUCGGUGAGAUAUGGGAUAUGGGUGAGGCGCCGGGUGCUUAUGAAGUGAUGGGCAGUGGCCAUGCGCGUGGGAAAGUGGUGGUUAAAAUCUGGGAGCCAGAAGAAGAAUGA
Messenger RNA from Nannizzia gypsea CBS 118893, 1134 nucleotides. Its product is annotated as oxidoreductase. Gene Ontology annotation, molecular function: oxidoreductase activity. Bases 1 to 1134 code for a protein of 377 amino acids. The record is from RefSeq and is a predicted model, not a curated record. Lineage: Eukaryota; Fungi; Ascomycota; Eurotiomycetes; Onygenales; Arthrodermataceae. Gene Ontology annotation, cellular component: mitochondrion. The transcript has a single exon.